Molecule: messenger RNA, 2165 nt
Organism: Penaeus chinensis
Lineage: Eukaryota; Metazoa; Arthropoda; Malacostraca; Decapoda; Penaeidae
Product: short-chain dehydrogenase/reductase family 9C member 7-like
Exons: 9
Coding region: 360-1583 (407 amino acids)
Molecular function (GO): oxidoreductase activity
Source: RefSeq, a predicted model, not a curated record
GGCCCAGUGCUCAGUCGAGCGAGUACCUCCGCUCGGAAACGUCGCUCAGUCGCCCUGAGAGAAGGGACACAGAAGGGGUGUGUGAGGGACAGAGAGAUAAAGGGAGAGAAGAGGAGACAUUUCACUGACUCCGGCGAUUGAUUAUUUCGGCGUCGAACGUCUCUCAGACUGAUGCUCGCGAUCGCUGUGAUGCGCGAGUAGCAAGACCGCUCCUGAAGACACCGCUUCGACCUCGCCGCCGUCACCGAGGCACGACCCAGCACAUAGCAGGUCCUUCACCUUUCUGAAGACGUGCCCAGGAGGCCCUCCAGAUACCCGAGAAUACCCCUCCCUGGACGUAAUCCUUAGCCUCAUUCAGCAUGGGUAUGACCUGGUACCACAUGGUGGCCGCGUGGCUCCUGGCGUGGGUGGCGCUCGUCAUCGUCUCGCAGCGGUCGUGGGCGGUGUCGUGGCUCGCCCUGGGUCUUAUGGCCGCCCACAUCGGCGACUGGGCGAUGAAGGCGGCGAUGAACGCCAUGCCGAGGAAGAACAUCGACGGCAACGGCAAAGCGGUGUUCAUCACAGGCUGUGACUCCGGCUUCGGGAGGCUGCUGGCGAUACGUCUCGAUAAGCUGGGCUUUAAGGUGUACGCCGGGUGCCUCCAGCCCGACGGCACGGGUGCCACGUCGCUCAAGCUCGAAACCUCCUCGAAGCUGACGGUGGUGAGACUCGACGUCACGAAGGAGGAUGAGGUGCGAUUCGCCUACAAAUUCAUCAAGGAAGACCUCGGGAGUCUAGACCUGUGGGCCGUCGUGAACAACGCGGGCAUCGCGGCCUUCACGGAGAUCGAGUGGUGCCCCAUCGCCGAGUACCGCCGCGUCUACGAAGUCAACUCCCUGGGUCCCAUCCGCGUCACCAAGACCUUCCUGCCGCUCCUCAGGAAGUCCAGCGGCAGGAUCGUGCUCGUGGCUUCCCUGGCAGGACGCUACACCUUCCCCGGAUUCACGGCCUACAGCAUGAGUAAGCACGCGACGGUCUCCUUCGCCGACGGACUCAGGCUGGAGAUGCAAAAGUGGGGCAUCACCGUCCACACCGUCGAGCCUACUCUUUACAGGACGCCCAUUAGCCAGGAAGGACCCAUCCACCGCGCCCUCGACAGGUUCUGGGAGGAAUGCCCCGAGGACGUGAGGAAUUCCUACGGCGACGAAUACAUGAAGGACUUUAAGAUAACAAUCUCCGCCCACCUGAAUCGAGCUAAGCCCUCGGAGAAGAUUAAGGAGGUCGUCGACGAUAUGGUGGACGCCGUGGCAGGGCAGGACCCCAAGAGCCGCUACGUACCCAGUGUGGUGACACAAGUGAGAGCCAAGGUACUCUCCGCUCUGCCAGACAAAGUCCGCGACCACCUGUUCCUCAGCAGCCAGCCACAGACGCCACCUGCGUAUGUUGCAGCACGCAAGCAGAAGCGGCUGUUGAUGGACCCGCGGCCCAAGGCAGGCGUGCAGGGACCUCAAGGAGCGAGACUAUACCGAAUGUUCUCGAUGCCCAACUGGGACAAGAAGGAAAUGACGCCCUCGCCCAAAUCCGACACCAAGUUCAAAUUCUAGGGUGCGGUGGGCGUGCCUCGUGGGCGGAGCUAGACGGGGCCCUGCUUUCUGGCUGCUACAGGAGGAUGCGUGCAGGGCAGGAAGAGACGUUCAAAUGGCGAAGAAGAAAUCUAAGAGGUCCCUCUAGGUUGGGGGACUGCGGUGUUCGCGAUGGCUCUGGAGAAGGAGUUUCGUAAUCAGGAUAUUGCUUGCGUUGUCAAGUGUUGAUUCUCACACGUAUUUGUGGUUAGAAGGCAUAUAAAACGUUCUGUUGAGUAUGUUGAGUUUGGUCGUCGAGGACAGUUAUAUCAGGUACGAUGAACGUGAAACUGUUCAAUCACACUCUUCGAAAUGCUGACAUUACAAGGAUGACAAUAAAACGAAUAGCGUAGCUACUAGAAAGCGAUGAACAAUCCAUCGUUAACUGCCUCAGUCAUCAUUUUCAGUGUUAUUUUUUCGGUGUUAGGGAGUGUAAAGGGUAAAAUCAGAGGGCAAGCAAGUCCCCUCUGUCUUUUGCCACUUGAAUCGUUGAUUUGUGUCUUACAAAACUUCCAAGAUUCAUUUUUUUCCCCAGUAUCAUACAACUUCAUGCAUCGAAGAAGA